UUGGAAAAAUUCUAAUACUUAAUAUAGGGUGCGUUCCGUUUCACGCAUAAUACGCAUGAUGCAUCGUUCAUCCUUGUUGUUUGUCAAACGUUAAACAAGGAUGAACAAUGCAUUAUGCGCAUCAUGCAUUGAAACGGAACGCAGCCAUAGAAUGAGAAGACCGGAAGAUUUCAUUUGCCUCUAUUUAAAAGCUUAGAAAUUUCGUAUCUAUUUACGUUUUACUUAUUUUUUUUUUUUUACUCCAGUUUGUUUAGUUUUUCUUUUUAUUUUCAAUUAAACAAUUUAUUAAUAAAAGAAUGAUGCGAUUUGUUAGAAAUUAAAAAUCGUGCGUUUUUAAUCACUGAAGCAGAAAGUGUUUAUUAUGUAUGCGAUGGAAGAAUUAACCUACAAAACGGUUGGUGCAGUGACACGACUGACACGUAGUCAUGCGUGCUGCACGCAAAAUGUGACAGUCCAAGUUGUACGCAGAUUGCACUUUAAUGGUAUUAAUUAACAUUUCUCAGAGCAAAUACCAACUAGCUCGUUUUCGUCAGUGGUCGACAGUCGGCGGACGUUUAAGAACGUAUUUAUGCCGCGGUUACAUCGAGGAGCAUAACCAUGUCGAAUCCGGAAAAAAAAUCUAACGAACCGUAUCGCCAAUUAGAAGAAUCACAUGGAGCCGAGCUAAAUGUUGGCGCUCAAAGUACGUCAAGCUGCUAUCCGAGCUUGGAGAACAGCACUGAACGGUCGAUGGAACUUUCCUCUGUUGUGGUCAUACCCGAUGACACCUUUACUGUGGCACAAGCUAUCAAUGCGUUAGGUUUUGGAAAGUUCCAAGUAAAAUUGUCUCUAUUUACGGGUCUUUGUUGGAUGGUGGAUAGUAUGGAGAUUACGAUACUGAGUAUCCUAAGUCCUUCCUUACAUUGUGACUGGGGCAUUUCUAGAUAUCAGCAAGCGCUGACCACAACAGUGGUAUUUCUUGGUAUGAUGUUAAGCUCUACUUUCUGGAAUAAUUUGAGCGACAGAUAUGGCCGUAAGCAAGCUUUAACUUUAUGUGCUGUGCUAUUGGCCUAUUACGCAUUUUUAAGUUCAUUUGCGCCAAAUUUUCUCUGGAUCCUGUUACUUAGAGGAGUUGUUGGAUUUGCUAUUGGUUGUGUACCACAAUCAGUAACACUGUACGCAGAGUUUUUACCAGCAAAACAACGAGCAAGAUGUGUUAUUUUACUGGAUUGUUUUUGGGCUCUUGGAGCUUGUUUCGAAGUGGCGAUUGCAUUAAUCGUUAUGCCCAAUUUUGGAUGGAGAUGGCUUCUUAUAUUAUCGUCUAUUCCUUUAUUUAUAUUUGCUGUAAUAACACCGUGGGUGCCAGAAUCUACAGUAUUCGAUAUGACAGCUGGAAGAACAGAUCGUGCAAUUUCAACAUUGGAACGUGUAGCUAGAGAAAAUAAGAAGUCCUUGCCUCUAGGGAGGCUAGUUAUGGAUCGAUUUUAUCAAAGUCAUCAUGGUCGAUUUAAAGAUGUUUUAAGCAAAGAAAUGUGCAGAACCUCAGCUUUACUUUGGCUUGUAUGGAUGAGUACGGCAUUCUGCUAUUAUGGAGUGGUAUUAAUGACAACUGAACUCUUUCACACAUCCUCAGAGCAAUGUAGCACAUGGGGCACAAACAAUGAUGAGGGUACAUGUCAACUUGACUGUCGAUUACGACGUAGCGACUACAUCGACUUACUUUGGACGACAUUGGCGGAAUUUCCUGGCAUAUUUUCUACCGUUUAUGCGAUCGAAAAAAUAGGCAGGCGAAAGACAAUGGCCUGCCAGUUAGUCAUGUUCGCUGUAGUGAUUUGUUUCUUAGGCAGAUCCUGCUUAUUGAGCAGAGCAGCGUUGACCAUCGCCGUUUUCCUAGCCAGAGGCUUAAUUGCUGGUGUGUUUCAAGCUGCGUACGUUUAUACACCGGAAGUGUACCCUACACAUUUGCGAAGCAUAGGUGUAAGCGCGUGUAGCGCUAUGGCGCGAAUCGGUGCUAUGAUUACUCCGUACAUAGCGCAAGUAUUUUUACAAUGGUCUAUCACGGGAGCUAUGAUUAUUUAUGCGACAACCGCUUUGUGCGCUGCAAUUGCUACACUUGCUCUUCCCGUAGAAUCGAAAAAUCAACAAUCAAAUGAUGCGUGUCAAGAAAAUAGAUAGACAUUUUUGUAAUAUAUUUUAGUUUAUUUGAUCGAAAUUUACCAUUAUAUUGCAUUAUUUAGGAUACUUUUGUUCUCCUUAUUAUGACAUUAUGACGUAUCUACAUUAUGAUCCGUGCGCGCGCGCGUGUGUGUGUGUGUGUGUCAUGAUAGAUAUAUACUCUUUUAUAUUUACACAAUCAGCUCUUGAUUAAUUGAGAACUCGUCUUGUGUAAUUCAUGUAUCAUCAUACAUAUCUAUGAAUGCGUAUCUAUUAAUAUUCAAUUUAUUAUUUAAAUUAUAAUCAAACAGACAUAUCUUUGUUCUUGUAAGCUAUAUAAUACGUAUUGUAUAUAUAUAUUUUUUUUAUUCUAUUUAUUACAGUGCACAUAGUGUUAACAAGAAAAAUUUUUUUAUUUUGUCACAAGAAUUUUAUCAGAAUGUUAAUUCUAGAUUACACAAUACACAAAUGCAAAGACUGACACCUGUGCGGCUUUCAAGAAAAGUGCCAAAACAAAUAUUAAUCAUGAAUUAUGUUUAUCUCAAUUUCAUAUACAUAAUUUUCUGUUUUAUACUUGUUUCUAUGCAAUAAUAACAAUUUUACAAAUUUGAUGACUUAAAAUUAACUCUGUAUAAAAUUGACAAUAUAUAUAUAAUAAUCAUAAAUUCAAUUUAAGACUAAUACUGAUGAGUAUUAUAGUAAAAGUUGAAACUGAUAUUUAAUCUAUUGCGUGUGCACGAGUUAAAUUGAAAAAACUUUUAAGUGCAUAAACUAUUUUAUCUACAUUAUAUUAUAUUGGCUUUAAAUAAAAUUUAAAUGUAUUGUUAUGUAAUUAAUUAAUAUAAAAUGCUUAUUAUUUGAACAAAGUAGAUUAUUUUAAUAAAUAUACCAACAUAUAUAAUCCAAUAUAAUCUUUUGUCAAAAUUGAUAUCAAUUUUUACAAUUAUAUUCUAUAAGUACAAUUUUUACUACUGUAUAUAAUACUAUAAAUAACAAUAAAUCAUUUAUCAGAAAGUUAGAAUUUAA
Monomorium pharaonis (pharaoh ant) is the source of this 3159-nucleotide messenger RNA. Its product is annotated as synaptic vesicle 2-related protein. The transcript has 7 exons. Gene Ontology annotation, biological process: transmembrane transport. Gene Ontology annotation, molecular function: transmembrane transporter activity. The record is from RefSeq and is a predicted model, not a curated record. The coding region runs from base 598 to 2154 and encodes 518 amino acids. Lineage: Eukaryota; Metazoa; Arthropoda; Insecta; Hymenoptera; Formicidae.